GGGAGGAGAAAGGGAGGCUGGGCCAGCCAGCGGAAUGCUACGUGUCUCGGAAGCCCUUUUUAAAGCCCCCCUCGUCGCCUUCGUUUUUCGGAUGAAAAAGAAAAAAAGUUAACGACGACCGACUCCAGCACUAUCCCCAGGCCCUGUGUGCGAAGCGCAGCGAGCACGGUGUCCAGCAGUCCCAUCGGCGGUGUCGCCCUCAUCGGAAAUGUCCGGAGUGAAGAAGCCUCGUACGAAUCUCAGCAGGUCUACCAAUGUGGUCUACCAGGCCCACCAUGUCAGCCGGAGCAAGAGGGGGCAGGUUGUGGGCACCAGGGGCGGGUUCAGAGGGUGCACCAUCUGGCUUACAGGUUUGUCCGGGGCAGGAAAAACUACCAUCAGUUUUGCCCUGGAAGAGUUCUUGGUGUCCCAUGCCAUCCCUUGCUACUCCCUGGACGGCGACAACAUUCGUCACGGCCUGAACAAGAAUUUGGGCUUUUCCACCGAGGACCGCGAGGAAAACAUCCGUCGCAUCGCUGAGGUGGCCCGACUGUUUGCGGACGCCGGACUCGUUUGCAUCACGAGUUUCAUCUCCCCCUUUGCCAAGGAUCGUAACGAGGCCAGGAAAAUCCACGCAAGCGCCGGGCUCCCGUUUUUCGAGGUGUUUAUCCACGCUCCCUUGGAGGUGUGUGAAAGCAGAGACGUAAAAGGACUCUACAAGAAGGCUCGAGCUGGCGAGAUUAAAGGCUUCACAGGGAUCGAUUCUGACUACGAGCGCCCGGAGGCAUCGGAGCUGGUGCUGAAAACCGGAGAGCUCUCUGUGAAUGAGUGCCUCCAACAAGUGCUGGAGAUGCUCCGCGAGCAGAACAUUGUGCCGGGGGAGAUCAUGGAGGAGGUGAAUGAACUAUUUGUUCCAGAGAAUAGGCUGAAUCUCGCCGUGGCCGACGCAAGCACGCUGCCUACCAUCAGCAUCACCAAGUUGGACUUGCAGUGGGUGCAGGUUUUGGCCGAGGGCUGGGCCAGUCCUCUGAAGGGCUUCAUGAGAGAGCGAGAGUUCCUCCAGGUCUUGCACUUUGGCAACCUCUUGGAUGGUGGCGCCAUCAACAUGUCCGUCCCCAUCGUCCUGCCCGUCAGCACCGAGACCAAGCAAGAGUUGGACGGCUGUGCGGCCAUCGCGCUGGAGUACGGGGGCUUCCGGGUGGCCAUUCUGCGGAACCCGGAGUUCUAUGAACACCGCAAGGAGGAACGUUGUGCGCGACAGUGGGGAACCACGUAUCCGCAACACCCUUACAUCAAGAUGGUUAUGGAGGGAGGUGACUGGCUGGCUGGUGGGGACCUGGAGCUGCUCGAGCCCAUUAAAUGGAACGACGGACUGGACCAGUACCGCUUUACUCCGCGGGAGCUCAAACAAAAAUUCAAAGACAUGAAAGCAGAUGCAGUAUUUGCAUUUCAGCUGCGCAACCCGGUCCACAACGGCCACGCUCUGCUGAUGCAGGACACCAAGCGGCGGCUCCUGGAGCGCGGCUACAAGAACCCAGUCCUCCUGCUGCACCCGCUCGGCGGCUGGACCAAAGACGACGACGUGCCCCUGGACUGGCGCAUGAAGCAGCACGCCGCCGUGUUGGAGGAGGGCAUCCUGGAUCCGGCCAGCACCGUUGUGGCCAUUUUCCCCUCGCCCAUGAUGUAUGCCGGACCCACAGAGGUGCAGUGGCACUGCAGGGCCCGCAUGAUCGCAGGGGCCAACUUCUACAUCGUCGGCCGGGACCCCGCGGGCAUGCCCCACCCGCAGACCAAGAAGGACCUUUAUGAACCCACGCACGGUGGCAAAGUGCUCACCAUGGCACCGGGCCUCACCUCGGUUGAGAUCAUCCCCUUCAGGGUUGCUGCAUACAACAAGUCCAAGAAGGCCAUGGACUUUUUCGACCCAGAGCGUCAUGCCGACUUUGAGUUCAUCUCCGGAACCAAGAUGAGAAAUUUGGCACGCAGUGGAGAGAACCCACCGGACGGCUUCAUGGCCCCCAAGGCCUGGAAGGUGCUGGUGGACUACUACAACUCCCUGCAAAAGGACAAGUAACCAGUACGACGCUGCUCUACUUCUGCAAGACAAUGAGGAUUAUUAUCAGUUAGUUAGCUGUGCUGAAUUUUUAGGGCCAGUACAAUAAGUAAAGUGGCAUUCUAACUCAUGUGGGUGCUGGGGAACCUUUUACCAAAUCAAAGUACUUUUAAGUAGUUCACGCACAUUCCUUUUAAACUUGUCUGAUUUAUCAUUCCAUUGUGCAAUUGCACUCCCUUGCCAAUUUAUUACGCUUCAGUCCAACUCCUUUUGAGAUGAAAUAUUUGGAACUGGUUCAGUACAAACAGAUGAUUAUACAGUCUACCUUAUAAAUUGGCAACUGGACAUGAAUGCGUAUGAACAUGCCAUGUAUUUUUACACAGCAGAAGUCACAUAAGAAUCUAUUUUAACUAUGAGCACUAUAUCAUGUACUAUUUGAAGGAUACAUGGGUAAACUUCAUGGAAUGAUUCCACAUUUUAAUGCAUUUUAAGACUUGUUUCUUUCUAUUAACUUAAUGAAAUGCCAUCACUACCUAAAGUGCCUAAAGUUUAUAUUACAUGAGCUCUAAUGUCAUACAGUACAGCAUAGAUACAAGUUGAAAGUGCCUUUUCCCGAAAAAUCCCAACGUUGCGUAUAGACCUUUAAGCCAUGAUGCCCAUAAUUUACAUUUCAACAGGUAAAUUGAUUCAAAAAUAGAAUAUUAACAUGAUCAUUGGUGGACUGUCAUCUACUAUCAGGCUAGCCAUUGUUUUGCUGAAUUACUCAAAGACAACCCAACCAAACAUUUAAUUCAUACCUGUGAGAAAAUAGCUUCAAAAAAUCUGAUUAUGGAGGUUUGGUUCCCAGUUGGUCCCUUUAGAAGUGGUUAAUCCUUGCAAUCUUCUCGGUACAAUUAUUUAGGACACACACUCGAUUAUCCUCUUCAGCCACAGGUUCUGCUGGAUGCUUUUUUUUUAUUUAUUUUUUUUUUCCUCAGUAAAUGAAAAAACAACAACCAUUUGGGAGCUAUUUGGCAGUGCAACCCCAACAAGUUUUGGUCAUUGUUCCAGUUGAAGUCAUCAGCAGUCACUCGCUUUUCUGCCACCUGGAAGUACCCUGCCCCCCAUUGUUUACAAACAUGAAAAGGUCUAUACAAGUACUAAAAAUAACUCCGGGGAUGCAUGUGUUGCUGUGAAAUUUGGCAUUCAAACGCGUGGAAUAUGAGGAUGAAGAUAUGAAUGUAAGAUGCAGUAAUAAAUAAACUUAUUUGUUAUUAUGAA
Phycodurus eques (leafy seadragon) is the source of this 3292-nucleotide messenger RNA. RefSeq names its product bifunctional 3'-phosphoadenosine 5'-phosphosulfate synthase 2-like. The transcript has 12 exons. The record is from RefSeq and is a predicted model, not a curated record. NCBI's taxonomy places the organism in Eukaryota, Metazoa, Chordata, Actinopteri, Syngnathiformes, Syngnathidae. Gene Ontology annotation, biological process: 3'-phosphoadenosine 5'-phosphosulfate biosynthetic process; sulfate assimilation. The coding region runs from base 209 to 2053 and encodes 614 amino acids. Gene Ontology annotation, molecular function: ATP binding; sulfate adenylyltransferase (ATP) activity; adenylylsulfate kinase activity.